Procambarus clarkii (red swamp crayfish) is the source of this 7111-nucleotide messenger RNA. RefSeq names its product ribitol-5-phosphate xylosyltransferase 1. The record is from RefSeq and is a predicted model, not a curated record. Gene Ontology annotation, cellular component: Golgi apparatus. Lineage: Eukaryota; Metazoa; Arthropoda; Malacostraca; Decapoda; Cambaridae. Gene Ontology annotation, molecular function: ribitol beta-1,4-xylosyltransferase activity. Gene Ontology annotation, biological process: protein O-linked glycosylation via mannose.
UAUUGGUAUUGUGGUGGGUGUGUAAGGGGAGGUGUGGAGGAGUGCGCAUGUGUUGGACAGCAGGUGUGGUGAGCCUCUAUGGCAGUAUGGCUGAGAGGCGGCCCUCGGCCUCCCCCACCACCACUACUACACACCUCUAUUUCACGAAGGAAGUACAAGAGAAAUCCUUGCGGGAGACUCACAGGCAGAUGUAUAAAGGACCAGGGAUCAUCCUACGGAGGAUCCUGUUGGGCGUGUGUCUUAUCCAAGUUGUUAUUACUGGCUACCUGGCCCUCUGCAUAUUCAAUUCUGCAUAUUCCACAGUUAAAAAUAUUAAAAGUUUUCCACAACUGGAAAAUAAAAGAAAAAUUGGAGACAACCUUGAAGGUGAAGACAAAAAGACCCUCGAUUUUGAUAUUGGAGAAAAUCAAGCUGCCAUUGUUUUGGCACAACAGGAAAUGAAACCUCAUGUAGUCCAAGGGAUGGAUGUGAAAUGGGAUGACGCACAUGUCAGAAAAGCUUCUGCCCUUAUAAACUUGCCGGUGGUGGAGGUGUGGAGCAAAGCGGCUGUGGGUACAUACCUGUGGCAGCACAUUUUGGAGGGUCGAGAGAGCUUGGAUGAGACUGUGCCAGGAGCUACCAUUGGGGAGUUAAGGAUGCCUGCAUUUGUUCUCAGAUAUAGAUCAGGACCUGGAGUCAUUCCAGACACUGUGCCUCAUGAUGUGAAGAAUGUGGUUUUGGUCAUAAAUGGCCGCACUGAUGACAAAGUGAAAGAUGCACGUCAGUGGUUGGAUCACAUCCAGGCCUGGGAAACUCCUCCUGUGACUAUAUUGGUGAUGCUGGGCAAUGAGAAAUGUGAAAAUAUGUGGAUAGACAAUUACUUAGUUCCUAAAGGUCCUGUGGUAGCUGUGGUGUUGACCUACGACGACCCUCGGGUAGAUCAAGUCACCUUCCAUCAGUGGCCUCUUGGUGUAGCCACAUAUAGGCAGUUUCCAGUUAUUGGUGAUGAUCAAAUUUCUCCAGAGAGUCCUAGGAAGUUUGUCUGCAACCUUAGAGUAACCCUGCAUGCAAAUUCAAGCAGAAUUGAGCUGCAUAAUUUUAUGAAAAAUGAUCCCUUUACAUCUAGUCAUUGUCUUAUCAGCAUAAGGGAUAGAUGGGUGCCCAAUGAGACGAUCGAUUCUAUGGAUGAUUACGUCAAGUCGCUUCUACAGUCAGAUCUUACCCUGUGUCCUUCUGGAAUGAACGCAGAAACAUACAGAGUAUAUGAAGCACUGUCAGCAGGCAGCACUCCAAUUAUUGAAGAUGUUUCAACUGAGGGACACUGUGACAGCAACCCUUGGAGGCUUCUUAAACGACAUGGGCCUCCUGUUAUCUGGAUCAAGAGCUGGGACCAGCUACCCAAAAUUCUGUCAAAAGAGCGCAGAUAUAGUAAACAGUAUAAAGCACUGCGUCGCUUGCGUGUGUCUCAGUGGUAUGAAUGGUUCAAGCUUAAGAUGAGGGACAGGUUCAUCUCUAUUGUCACAUCUUCAUUACUUCAGCCAGACUGAAGAAUAUGAGAAGUGAUGCUAGAGUUCAGCUCAGGAUUUUGUAAAGUCAUGAAUUUCCAGUUACACUAGUCAUGUUUUUCUGUAACAAUAGACUACAUAAGUUAGCUAAUGGAUGAUAUUUUCUGAAAUGCAGUUGAUGUUCAAGUCAAAUGUCAAAGAAUUAAUGUGAAUUUAAAUGAUAAUGAAACUGAUUGAAAAGGCACCUGAAAAGCAUAACUGUUGUCAAGUCAUCUCUUGCAAGGAUUGAUAUAAUAUACCAAGUGUUUUAUAUGCAGUGUUGUUCUUUCUAAAUGUUUAUAAUUUAAAAUAAAGUACAGAACACAUGCUGUGAUAACAUUACAUGUAUACAUAUACAUAUAUAUCAAAUAACUCUAACAAUAAAUAUAAAAUGAUAUUACUGUAUGUACAUAUAUAUGGUAUUGUAUCUUGUCAUGAUAUAUAUUUCUCACAGUGAGAAGAGUUGACUUAUAAAUAAACAUUUACUGUUUAAAAUAUAUAUUAUAGGGUCUAAUAGUACUAUUGGCUUCGUUCUUGACUCUCGAUCAGGGAUCCUAAGUUCAAUUUCAGGGCGGGACAGAAAUAGUUGGGCACAUUUCCUUUCACCUAAUAUAUUCCUGUAGCAGUAAAUAGGUACCUGGGGGGAUAAGCCAACUGUUGUGGGGUUGCAUCCUGGGAAGGGUCGGUCGUUGAACCUUGGGGAAACUUCGAUACAAGCCUAAAGUGUAUACUGUAAAGUGAUACCUCGGGUACUCGAACUUGAUUUGUUCGAGAAGGCUGUUCGAAUGCUGAUCUGUUAAAGUACCGAAUAAUUUUUUCCCAUAAGGAAUAAUUAAAUUGGAUUAAUGCAUUCCAGACCUAAAAAAAAAUACACUUAUAAAAGCAUUUGUACUUGAAUUUAACUUGAAGUUUACAGUUCCCAAAACACAAUAAAUAGAUGAAAUACAUGCAAGUUUAUUCUCACUUUACCUGUACUUAAGAGAGUAGAUGGUUCAGUAUGAGAGUUCAAUAACAUCUCUCCUUCCCUUCCUCACUUUAUGUGGAAAGUGGUGAGGAGAAAUAUUAUUGUUUGGCAGGGAAGUCCCCUGUUUGAUGAUAUUCCUUUUGUUUUGUUUUACCUUCAUUUAAAAUUUUUUUUAAAGUAAGACAGCACUGGCAUUUAACCAGUUUAUAAUACAGUUUGCCACAGCUAGAACAUCCUCCCUUCCCUCCUCCUCCUCUGAAGACCAUGUCUCAGCUGCAGUAUGUUAUGAGAUGUUUCUAUAGUCGAGUGCCCACCAAACUGUCAACUACCGAGUUGUUUGUCUCAAAUAAAGUGUUCAAUUGCCGAACUUUUAUAGUUCGGGGCCGUUCGAGUCCUGAAGUAUCACUAUGUUCACAGGCUUGCUGUCCCAGACAAAAAUAAUUAUUAUUUUUAUUAAAGAAUAAGGGCUUUUGAAACCUAGUUUGUUUUGUAAAAUGGGUACAGUACAUAUAAUAGCAAGAUGUGAUAUAAAGUGUUGAGGAUGAUAAUCAUGUAGUGUAUUACCAAAUUAUUGUGAUAAAUCUGUGUAACAAUGGUGUGUUAUAGUUAUGCAUAUAAUGCACUGUGUUUAUAGACUUAAGGAGAUGCUGCUGUGCUAACUUUGUCUAAAAUGCCUUACCUCAGAAAAUAUGUAAUAUAGAUAUUGUGUAUGCAAAGACAAUUACUGUUAGCUUGAAGAGCAUGAUUUAAGGGUGACGGUGCUUAUGACAGAGUAGUAUAACUAGUUAACCAUAGUAUACAACAAUAGGUGAAAGCUUACUUUGCGAUGAUUUUGGGGCUUAGCGUCCCCGCGGCCUGGUCCUCAACCAGGCCUCUAGUACGUCAAGCUGAGUACAGUAUUUCAAUGGAUUUGUGUAUGUUAACCUUUUUUUUUUCUGAGCUGUUACCCUCAGUAGUUUCCUGGUGUUUAAGGCCCCGAGAUAUCCACAUGCUACCAGACCCCUGGACAUGUACGUCCUACACAAGACCAGGAUCACAAUGUGGUUUGAGGAUCAAAUAUCGAUUCAAAGAAAAUUGCCAAUAAAAUCGUAGGCAAAUCAAAAUGACCAACUGCUCUUAAGAAAAUAAAUUUAAGAGGGCCAGAAAAUGAUAGGGUGCAGCAGGUAAACAAACCCAGCUGUAAUUCACCUGACUAUCACCAAAUGGUAUCCCAGGCCUCCCGUGGUCCUGGUUCAUGACCAUCCUGGGAGACGGUGGCUGAGCGAACAGAACACUGGACGCGUGAUCCUGUGUUCGAUCCCGGGCGCCGGCGAGAAAUAAUGGGCAGAGUUUCUUUGACCCUGAUGCCCCUGUUACCUAGCAGUAAAUAGGUACCUGGGUGUUAGUCAGCUGUCACGGGCUGCUUCCUGGGGUGGAGGCCUGGUAGAGGACCGGGCCGCGGGGACAAUAAGGCCCAAAAUCAUCUAAAGAUGAAGAAUCUUGGCUCAGAUACUUGGUGGGAGUCACAGCAUACCAUUUCCUGCAGGACUGGUCAGUCCAUCUUAAAGAAAAGUGGUGUUGGUGUUCCUUAGCAUAUUGUAAUAUGGAGGGCCAUGCUUUUUAUAUUGUUUGUUAUUUAUACUUCAUGCCACCCACCUUGUGGAUACCUAGCUGACUAUAACUUGGUUUCACAUUCUCUUUCUUGGCACUGGUUUGCAUUUACCUUUUUCCUAGAGAUACCUUUUUUUCUUCGGUUGUUCCCAUUUUGUUUUAAUAAAUGCCUUGGGUGCAAUGCUGUCCGGGUGAAAACGAUGGUGGUUGAAAACCACUGUGGUUGGCACUUUGCUUCCUUCCAUGUCCAUCUUCCUUUUAAAUGCGUGUUUUUUUGAAAGUGGAGUAUCAAAGGCUUUUCCUUUCUUAGUUUUCAUUCGUCUGUGAAUUUCUGGCAGUUUUGUGUCGAUGUUUUAUCCCCACGCCUCUUUGAGCACAAGCAAUUGUGAUCAUGGUCUCCAGUUAGCCCAUGGAAAUUCGGGGAUGUGGUGCUAGUCGUUGGCACUGUGGAACUGCUGAGGGACCACUUAAAAAUAGGCAUUUCAUCAUAUUCAGAUUUUAUAUAUUUUUUAAAAUGUGUAUCACUUAAGUAGGAUCAGUAUUAUUAAAGUACAGUGUAGAUACAUGUACAUAUUAUCCUUGCACUCAGUGCCUACUCUAAUAUUAGUUUUGAUAGCACUUGGUACAUGCUUGUUAUUAAUGGUCAUAUAUACAUGAUUUUUUCUUAAAUGUUAUUAUAUAAAAUAAUGGCAUCUAUAUAAUAAAUAUUAGUAUAAAAGGCAAUGCGAUAAAUUGUUAUGAUGUUGGUGAUAAUUGCUUGUAUGGUAUUGUGAUAAUACCUUUCCUCCACCUUGAGAAAUCAGAAAUUCCUAUAUGCAAUUGACCAGUGUUUCAACUACACUGGUCACUGGCAGCUAUUAUGUUGAUGUUGGUGUUUGUAAUCUUGAGACUUGUAAUUGCUGCUGGUUGUAUUUUCAAUUUUUCUUGGCCUUGAGUAGAUUGCAUACCUCUGAGAUCCACCCUGGUGUACUGGGAGGCAGGACCAGACUUUUGCUCUCUCUACAAGGCAAGGGUAGCCUGUGAAUCAUAAGUCAACCCAAAAUCAAGAAAACACUUGACAAAGGGUUUGUGCAACAAAACCAGUGAUGGCGUGAAGGAAAAUAAUAGCCCUAAUGUAACAAAAACAGUCAAUUCUGUGGGAAAACUAGUUGCAGGUGCCAUGUUUAUGGCAGGGUACAGUGUGUUCAACGGUUUCGGUUAUGAGGGUGGUGGUCUGUUCAUUUCUGUUGGAGAACGGGCCUCUGUACUGUGUCAAGUCUCAAUUUUCUGGCCCCUGUGGUCUGGUGGAAUUUCCCUAGCUAUGGGUCCUGGGUUUUCAGUCCCUACAUGUGGUAUUGUUGUGUGUUGGCCUCUUUGGGAUGGUGGCAUUUUUUAAAAAUUAUCCUCCUCUUCAUAAUGGUAAUGAGCUUCACCUGUGUUGGGGCUGGCAAUAUGGACCUGGUCUUGGUGUGGAUGUCCUCACUCGUUGAUGUGCAUUCAUUUGUGGCUUCUUUGAUUUUCCACUAUUGUAGUCUUCUCUGUGCUGUUGACAGUGUAUCUGCACAUUUAUUUCAAAUCUGGGGUUUCACUUGAUCUUGCUAUACAUGUGUUGCAGUUUAGUGUUUGGCACAGAUAGCUUCUAGUGUACCAAUGGGACACCUCAUCAAUCAAGGCGUCAUUGUGAGCAAGCUCGGGAAGCUACUAAACGGUCCCUCCUAGAAGUCAAGUAGUGAAUUUAUGAAACUCACAUUUUUUGGCGGUCCCCAGUAGCUCACCGUCUUCUUCCACCCUGUCGUCUUCUUCCUCGUAGGGAUUUGAGAGUUCAACACGAGUGGCUUAUGAGUAAGGUGGCAGGGUGAGUGAGAAUCUAGGUGACUGGGGCUGCCAUCUUGGAUAUCGGGCACAUCACUCGUCUUCCAGUGUCGGCUCGGUUGCGACCGAGCUCUGCUCCGUCCGGUGGCGAUGGUCUCGUAUUUACGUAGUGGUAUUUGAAACAUUUGUGCAUCAUCCAGAAUGUUGCUUGCAUAGUUUAUGCUCGGGGUCGAGUUUUACUGAAAGUAGCAUUGAGGAAAGUUUUGCGGCAUAUUGAAUGUGCUUGCAUAAGGUCUCAUUUCCAUUCAGUUUUAAUGGAUUAGUUUGUAAAUGAUUUGUCCUUCUGUUAUUUGUACGAGGCGUUUGGCCGAUGGACCCGUUGCCCUCCAAGUUAGAAUUAAAAGCUUUUGGUGUAUUUUGCACUAUUUCCAGAUUAUAAAGGGUUUGAGGCGAAUGCUUUGCUUGGACUGGAGUCUAAGUUUGUUCAUUGUUUUCAUCUAGUCCAGCUCCUCGUUUUUAUCUUGGCCAAGCUGGAAACAUGCUGACAGGGGUGUUCUUUUGACUCCUCGGUGGUUGAUCCAGCAAUGGUUUCUAGACCUUUGUGUUGUCUUUGUCUAUCGCAGCAAAUGUGUGGGGUGAUAGUGUAUAUCUCAUUGGUUUGAGAAAUGUUGCAAGUGGAGUUUCUAGACUUAAUGGUCUCAUCACAUGUAUGAUAAACAGGUGAUAGAUGUCCUUUUGUUGCAUUUGUAGCUAUUAUCUUGGCAGUAGUAUCAGGUGACUCGAUAGUCCUUCUGCCUCUGUCAUUGUACCUCUGUGUUGCAGCGGUCCUGUUCUUUGUGUCUUGGCUUUUUGGAUUGCUUUGGAGGAGUCCCUAUUGGUGAUGCAUGGGGCCGACGUGUGAUCCUUCCCUUUCGUGAAGUUGUCUCAAUGUUCUUUCAUCUGCAUGGGUUGGCAAUGUGGCAAGCUGUAUGCUUUGAAGGGUGAGGUUUCUGCAUGUUUUGGUUGGGUUACUGAUUCCUUCUGUUUGAACGGUGUUUUUCUGGUAUAAAUGAGGUGUGUGGAGUUGAGAGAUCGUGAUUGCCUGCAAUGUGGAAGUGAUGGUAUACUAUUGUAAUUGUCAAGAGCUCUUUUGUCUAUAAAUUUAGAAGUAAUGUCAAAGUUUUGAAUAAACAAAUUGUGAAGUGUUACUAUAUAGAAAUGUAUAAUUUAUGUUGUUGCUUUGAUAAAUAAAAUUUUAUUGUUA